Messenger RNA from Eremothecium gossypii ATCC 10895, 1251 nucleotides. RefSeq names its product Cip1p (gene CIP1). The record is from RefSeq and is marked provisional. NCBI's taxonomy places the organism in Eukaryota, Fungi, Ascomycota, Saccharomycetes, Saccharomycetales, Saccharomycetaceae. The transcript has a single exon. Bases 1 to 1251 code for a protein of 416 amino acids.
AUGGAUGCAGCUGUGGUGAGUGAGGUGGGGCAGGUGCCCGCCCGCAGCAACAAGCGCUUCAAGGGCAUGAUCUUCAGCAAGAUUCAGCACCACUUGACGCACUACAAGAAGUACCGGCACUGGCGGUGGCAGGCCAAGCGCAGGCUGGCCGGCUGCGAGCAGGAAAAGUCGGAGCAGGUCGUACAGGAGCCCGAAAACGCCGAGCCGCUGGCGAAGCUGGGCGACGCGCUGACGGUGACGGCGCUGACGGGCAAGAUGAGCUACUACCGGCAGCUCCAGGGAAGCGUGAGCUCGUUGCUCAGUUCUGUGUCGCAACUAACGACGUCCACCCGGGCGCCAGAAUGCGACUUCACUGAGCAGUUCAUCACCUUACUCGUGAACACCUACCACGAGAUGUGUCUGGAUGCAACCGUCACACCGUUCGACAAGACUAACCCGCCAUCUGCUUUUCUCAACAAGGUAGCGCGUGCUGCGGUGGAGCGUUCUGAGCAGCAGAGCAUCGCCAUCGGACGUCCGCGCGAUAAAUGGUUGUUGACCUGCACGCGGAAGCGGCUUCUACAGGAAAUAAAGCGGGAGACCGAGGACGUUCCACAGGGGUCCGUGCGCUCGGUGGCCUGUUCCAUGAACCACGGCACCCUACAGCGCGAUCUAGGCUCCGCUUUUGCAGAGGAGGGCGAUUUCUUCUACUGGGAUCCGGACUUCGAACUGUUCCAAGGCAUCACGGCAAACCUUCUAACCGACACUGGAGACAUCUCGGGCAAAAAUAGCCCCAUGUCGUUUGGAUCUGGGGCAGAGAAAUCUAAUGAGAGCACAAGCGAGGAUAAAAAUAACUCCAAGAUCAGUGGAUUCGGCAGUUCCAUGGGCAAGGGCGAAACCUCCAGCAUAUCCGAAACUGGAAGUAACCAGACGCACCCCCGGCAGCCAGCAGCGUCUCCGACCUCUGAGCUCGACAACUGUCCCGGUAAACUUCAAAACAAAAUUGAGCAUCACACCAACAGAUCUGUUUCGUGCCCUAUUAGUCCUGUGUCGUAUGUGACAUCGAGGACUUGCUCCAACUGUGCACUGUCCAUUGCCGCGCCCUUCAUGGUCCCCUCGAAUCCCCCAAGGCCGUUGCCUCGUGACCCAAUUAAGGCCCUGCCAGACUUCACAGCCACCCUCCAGGAAAGCAUGAGGGCGUGCGAUGCCUUGGCAUCCAAACUAGAUGUCCUGGGCGAGUCGUUUCUGGCAACCGGUCCAAACCCUGUUUGCUGA